Molecule: messenger RNA, 2927 nt
Organism: Chara braunii
Lineage: Eukaryota; Viridiplantae; Streptophyta; Charophyceae; Charales; Characeae
Source: the annotation of a GenBank genome assembly
GCGGGAAUUUGCCUCCUCGAACAGCCGAGAGUGGGUUGCGGUCGUCAGAGCUUCUGCUCGCCCGUCUUCCCUGUUGCCUUUUGUCGGGCUGGGGACAGUGUUGCCUUCCCGUCCGUCCUCGUUCGUCCUCGUUCGACCUCACUCGGCCUUCGCGGCGUUUUCUGGUCUCUAUUCAUUUGCCCGUAUUGAAAGGUCAUUAUGCGGGCGAGGCGUUGUGAUUGAGCCCGGCCGGUUUUGCUGUUCUGCUGUCGUUGUUGGCGGGAACCGGCGUCCUUGACGGGAGAGCCGAACGCCAGGCGAUCACGAAAUGGGUCGUUGAGUGUAUUAUAUCGAGGACGGCCCCUGAAUUGGAGGGUGCUGCCUGGCUUCCAUAUGUUCGCCUACGGCGAGUUUGUCGUACAAUCGCCCCCCGCCCCCCACCUUCACCUCACCCAGGAGUCUUCUCCUUGAGGUCAGUGCGAAAAGCGUCCAUCGUUCCGGUCUAGUGGUGGGGGGUGAGAGAGAGAGAGAGAGAGAGAGAGAGAGAGAGAGAGAGAGAGAGAGAGAGAUUGGGGGGGAGGGAACGGGAACGGGUCGGUCUGUCAGUUGUUGAAGGUCUGUCGCGAACGAGGCAAGUAGAAGUGGGCAGGAAGUGGGAGGCGAGGUGGAAAGUGACAGUGGGGAAAUCUUUCCUCUGUUGCGCGUCUUUCAAACUCGACGAUGGCGGCUGCCGCGAGUAGAGCGAGGGCCGAUUAUGACUAUCUCAUCAAGCUGCUCCUCAUCGGCGACAGCGGUGUCGGCAAGAGUUGUCUUCUUCUUCGUUUCUCCGAUGACUCUUUCACGACGAGCUUUAUCACGACGAUAGGAAUUGACUUCAAAAUUCGGACAAUCGAGUUGGAUGGGAAGCGCAUCAAGCUGCAAAUUUGGGAUACAGCUGGUCAAGAACGGUUCCGUACCAUCACCACAGCGUAUUACCGAGGAGCUAUGGGCAUUCUGCUGGUUUAUGAUGUCACUGAUGAGGCAUCUUUCAAUAAUAUUCGAAAUUGGAUACGCAACAUUGAGCAGCAUGCAUCGGACACGGUGAAUAAGAUCUUGAUUGGUAAUAAGGCGGACAUGGAUGAGAGCAAAAGGAUGGUUUCAACAGCACGUGGUCAGGCUCUUGCGGACGAAUUUGGGAUCAAGUUCUUUGAGACGUCAGCAAAGACGAAUAUGAAUGUGGAGAAUGUUUUCUUCACAAUUGCGAGAGACAUCAAGCAGCGGCUGUCAGAAACUGCAGAACCAAGGCCACCAGAUAGCGGGCUAAGAAUUCCUCAGCGAGUGGAUCCAAGGAAACCAGUGGCAAAGCCAAAGUCAAGCUGCUGCAACACAUGAGUGGGAAUGCUCCCGUGAAGGUAGUAAUUUGAGGUGGGUGGUUGUUGGUGUCUUGCAUCUUAUCAGUAUCAUGGAAUCUUAAGAGUGUGUUUUCUUUCUAUCGGAGCGGUCGUAAGCCAGGCAGAGGUGAUAAUCCUAUUUGGAUUUGCCUGUAUCAGAUUGUAAUUAAUAUUUCUGGGGUUUUGCUGUGCUAGGAAAAGGAGACGAGGGAAAGUGCUAGCUGGGAGGGCUCAGUUAUAUUUCUUUUAGGAAGGUAAGGACUCUUCAAGGACAUACAGGCAGGGUAUCAGUACUUCUGACGAGCCUCUUUCUGCCAUCAGGAAAUCUUUUGUGUCGGCUGAGUCUUGGAACAAGCCCCAGAAGGAUGCCUUCCUCUUUCAUUCUUUCAUGGGGAUUUAUAUCCUUGGUUGCUGCCUCAAGAAAGUUGUCUAUUUUUUCAACCUCCGGAUGUGCCAUCUUGCCUUUUCCCUAAAUGGCCUACCUCACUUCGCCUCCUACAUACGUUUGCCGCAGUGAGGCUCAGUCCCUCGCAUGUGGUGCUGUGUGCUGUUGCUUGCCAUUGUCUUUUCGUAACUUCUCUACUUGCAAAUCCGUUCUUUUUUUCCUUGCUGUAGGAUUAUGAAAACCUUUGAUGUCUUGCAUCGUUUCAUGAUCCUAACAGUUCGCUUGGAUACUUAUAUGUUGGCGGUGCGAGAGUGCCAGAUGCAACGAAGGGAUGAGGGGCUGAUGAAAAUGAAAAAUCUUCCCGGUUUUUGCUUCAAUGAAGGCUUGUUGUGAUGCUACGGGCUGAUAAUCAGAAGUGCUGGAAAGUUGGGAUGGAUGGGCAUGCGAAGGGUGCAAGACAAGAUGGAGAUGAAGAAGUCCUUGUUUUCACAGUAAUGUGUACCUUGUUGCAAUUCGGUAGCAGUGGACCUUUGCGACCGCUGUCCAGGUUUGAUAUGUGGGCAGGGACAGGGUUGGUGCUUUACGUGGAAUGGAGAGUAGGAGUGCUUUUGCAGUAACGGCGGGUGGCUUAAGCUUGAGAAAGGCAUUUGCUGCGCAGCGACUCUUUAGUAACUAUGCUGCGCUUUCGCAUAUGGUUGCACUGCACUUCUGUGUUAGACCCUGUGAACCUUGGGAGUUUCCAGGCUCUUCUUGAUAUGCCUGCCUUUCUGCUCUGGGAAGUGUUUGAUGAGAUACUGGGGGUAACAGUAGCGGGGUCUGAGUGACCUUGAGUGGUGUGGGUGAGUAAUUCAGAUUUUACCCUGUUGCCACCCAAUGGGUGGGCUCCAAUUCAUUUCCGUAACUUAUGAUUAAAGAAAAGGCCCAUAGCAGACCCUGUGCCCCAGUGACGAGUGGCUAGUCAUUUGUUGUUGGCAUUGUAGCCGGAAAAUUUGCUUUCUUCGUCGCGGUUUUAGUUUUUGGCUUCUAAUCACCUCAAAGUGCCCAGGCCAUUCAAGUUGGUACGGGUAUGUCUGACCCGCUAUUGCACUGUGCAUUUGUUUUUAAAAUUGGAUAAGUUGUUUUAUCUGCACAAAAGCUCAAAUUUUUAAGUGUGUGAAUUGUGUCAAGUUCUCUUAAAGUGAUGCAUUUGCCAC